Messenger RNA from Juglans microcarpa x Juglans regia, 2509 nucleotides. RefSeq names its product protein NSP-INTERACTING KINASE 1-like. Gene Ontology annotation, biological process: protein phosphorylation. The record is from RefSeq and is a predicted model, not a curated record. Gene Ontology annotation, molecular function: protein binding; protein kinase activity; ATP binding. The transcript is spliced from 11 exons. The coding region runs from base 422 to 2296 and encodes 624 amino acids. NCBI's taxonomy places the organism in Eukaryota, Viridiplantae, Streptophyta, Magnoliopsida, Fagales, Juglandaceae.
GUGCACGCAAAAUGUAAAGUUUUCAUCUUCAUAACGCUUAGAGCUUUUUACUUAAAAUGAAGUAGUGGAACAGAGAAAUAAAAAAUAGCACGCCCCCUUUACGCAAAUGCAUGAUUGACACCCUAGGGGAAUUUCCUGUCUCCUCGAGAUUUGGUUCGUUUUGUUCUUUUUCUCAUAUAUUUUUCUCUUUACAACCUCCUGACUCAAUGACAAGCAUGCUAGUUCCUUUUAAACAACCCAAAAACGGAUUUUUUACUUGGGGUCUGACAUAAGAUUUUCGGUGAAUGGGAUUCUAGUAUGGAAAGCAGGAAGUGGGGUUGUGAGAGACCACUUUGAGGGCUAUUCUUCCAAGUAGCUCCAUCACCCACCAUAAGCAGGCUUUACUAUCUGUGAGCCUCUGCUCAUAGUAAAUCUCAAUUCAAUGGCAUUGAAAAGAAAAGAAACUUCUCUGUGUUUUGUGGCUUUUCUCUGUUUUUGGGCUUCUGCAUAUGGAUUACUUUCUCCCAAAGGUGUAAACUUUGAAGUGCAAGCUUUAAUGGGAAUAAAAACUUCUUUAAAGGAUCCCCAUGGUGUCCUUGAUAAUUGGGAUGGCGACUCUGUUGAUCCAUGUAGCUGGACCAUGGUUACCUGUUCUGCCGAGAGCCUAGUCAUUGGCCUGGGUACUCCUAGCCAGAAUCUAUCCGGUACUCUAUCUCCAAGUAUAGGCAAUCUGAAAAAUCUUCAGAUUGUGCUUUUACAGAACAACAACAUUAAAGGACCAAUCCCUGCAGAGCUUGGAAAGCUCUCGAAGCUUCACACACUUGAUCUUUCGAAUAACUUCUUCAGUGGGGAAAUUCCUACAACUCUGGGUCAUCUGAGAAGCCUCCAAUACAUGAGACUUAACAAUAACAGUCUCUCGGGAGCAUUUCCAAUGUCAUUGGCUAACAUGACCCAGCUUGCCUUUCUUGAUUUGUCCUACAACAGUCUGAGUGGACCUGUACCCAGAUUUCCUGCUAAAACAUUCAACAUUGUUGGGAACCCUUUGAUAUGCCCAACAGGCUCUGAACCAGACUGCAAUGGGACAACACUCUUGCCAAUGUCCAUGAACUUGAAUGGUUCACAAACAGCUCAGCCUUAUAGUAGACCUAACAGUCACAAAAUAGCCCUUGCCUUUGGCUUGAGCCUCGGAUGCCUUUGUCUCAUGGCCCUGGGAUUUGGUCUUCUUUUGUGGUGGAGGCAAAGGCACCACAAACAGAAAUUCUUUGAUGUCAAAGACCGGCAUCAUGAAGAGAUUUCCCUUGGAAACUUGAAGAGAUUCCAUUUCAGGGAACUUCAAAGUGCAACCAACAGCUUCAGCAACAAAAGCAUACUUGGAAAAGGUGGUUUUGGAAACGUGUACAAAGGAGUUCUCCAAGAUGGGACUGUUGUGGCUGUCAAGAGGCUUAAAGAUGGUAAUGCAAUUGGAGGAGAGAUUCAAUUCCAGACUGAAGUUGAAAUGAUUAGCCUAGCCGUGCACCGAAACCUCCUCAGGCUAUAUGGUUUUUGUGUGACGCCCACAGAAAGGCUUCUAGUUUACCCAUUUAUGUCCAAUGGCAGUGUUGCUUCUCGUCUCAAAGGAAAACCAGUCUUGGACUGGAACACUAGGAAGAGGAUUUCCUUAGGAGCUGGCAGGGGACUAUUAUACCUCCACGAGCAGUGUGACCCGAAAAUAAUUCAUAGGGACGUGAAGGCUGCAAAUAUAUUGCUUGAUGACUGUUGUGAGGCCGUGGUAGGAGAUUUUGGCUUGGCAAAGCUUUUGGAUCACCAAGAUUCACACGUUACCACAGCAGUGAGAGGCACGGUGGGGCAUAUAGCCCCGGAAUAUCUUUCCACCGGUCAGUCCUCUGAGAAAACAGAUGUCUUCGGAUUUGGGAUCCUUCUCCUAGAAUUAAUUACAGGCCAGCGAGCACUAGAAUUCGGCAAGGCAGCCAACCAGAAAGGUGCCAUGCUCGAUUGGGUAAAGAAAAUCCAUCAGGAGAAGAAGCUUGAAAUGCUUGUGGAUAAGGAUCUUAAAAGCAACUAUGACAGAAUUGAGCUGGAGGAGAUGGUUCAAGUGGCUCUUUUGUGCACCCAAUACCUCCCGGGCCACAGACCCAAAAUGUCUGAAGUUGUUAGAAUGCUUGAAGGUGAUGGGCUCGCCGAAAGAUGGGAAGCUUCUCAAAGAGUUGAAUCUACCAAGUGCAAACCCCAUGAGUUCUCUGCAUCAGAUAGAUAUUCUGAUCUCGCCGAUAACUCUUCCCUACUAGUCCAAGCAAUGGAGCUCUCUGGGCCAAGAUGAAUAAAUUCCGACAUUGAUUUAUUUACUAUUGUAUCUAUGAAAGUUAGAAUUUUGAUGGGACAAGUUAUAGUUGAAGAUAUUCAUAAAAGGUAAGGAAGAUCGAAAGCCUUUGCUGUAUAGAUGUCGUAUACAGGAACUCUAAAAUACUCCGAUCUUUUCUUCAAUUGUACAGAAUAUUUUGAGAUUGAAAUUUGUUGGUUGUUUGUAUUCCAA